AUGCUUUCUUCAAUAAGUUAAUAAAAGUAAAAAUAAUAAUUAUAAUGGGAAGAUUAAUAUUUUAGUGAAUUGGAUUCUGAUUCUGAUUACAAAAAGCUAAUAAGAAAAUGUAUUCUAUUGAGCUCUAAAGGAAGUUAACAUUCAUUUACUCAUAAAUCAAUAUAAGAAUUUUUUGUUGCAAAAUACAUAUUAUAUCAAUUAGAAAAUAUAUAUAAUAAUAAAUUGAGUGAUGAAUAAUAAAUUGAUACAAAAUAACUUGAAAAUAGUUUGAUGAACAAUGAUUCAUUUAAUAUGUCACAUGAACAUUUUUAAGGUGCUUUAUUGUUACUUAAAGAAAAACUAUAAAAUAAAGAUGAUAUUACAAAAUUAUUGGUGUCAUUAGUUCAGCUAUCAAAGUAAAAAGACUCAAAGUUUAUUCGCAUAGCCUCAAAUUCUAUAUUUCUUUUAAGUUUUUUAGGGAAAAAUCUAGGAUUAUAAGAUUUCGAUUCAGUUUGUAUAUCAGAAACAUACAUAAAUGGACUUAGCUUUUGUGAGAGUAGGCUAUCUAAGACCUUUUUUAAUUAAGUUUCUAUUGAUUCAUGUAAUUUUAAUAAUGCUAUUAUAACUGAUGCAGAAUGGAGUAAUAUAAUUACUAAAGAAAGAAUUACAAAAGAUUAUGAAGGUGAAAGAUUUUUUGAAAUAGUUUUGAGUGAAAAUGGAGAUGAAUUUUAUACUUUGAGUUAGUUUAAUGAGCAUUAAAUAAUACUUAGAUAAUUUAAUUUUAAAUUGGACUAAAAAUCAAAAGAAAGAAAAUUUAAUUUGAAAUUUAAGGAUGAGAUUAAAUCAAUUUAAAUAGCUUAAAAUUUAUCAAUUAUGUGUUGCUAAACAGAAAGUUCAAUAUAACUCUGGAAUUUGCACGAUUAAAAUAAUAAUAUAAACAAUGAUGAUUGUAUUAUUCUAAGAAAUUUAAGAGAUAUAAAAGUGAUUCUUAGUUAGGAUGGAAGUUAAUUGUUAAUAAACAUGGAGAAUAUAAUUAUUUGGUUUAAUGAACGUUUUCAUUUAAAAUUAUAAAAUUCCUUAACAACAACUGAGUCAAUACCUGAUUUGAAAUAUAAUAACCUUAAAAUGGCAAUUUCUCUAAAUGCAAAACUUCUAGCCAUUGUAAUUAAUACAAAAAUUAUGUUUUGGGAUAUUCAAGAUUAUCAAAAUAUCACAAAAGUUCAAGAAAUCGAACUCAAUGAAGAGGAUUAUAAUAUUGCUUUUUCUAAAAAUGGAAAUUAUCUUGUUAUAACCCAAUAUAAUUAGCACACUAUUAUGGAAAUUAACAAUCAAAGAAAAAUUAAUAAAAUUUGCUCUUUUUAUAGCUUAAGCAAAAACGAAACAGCCUUGAUAUCCCCGGACAACAAUUAUAUCACUUUUUAUGGUAGUGAGUAUUUAACUAUAUAUUAGACUAUCGAUAUAAAGUAAUUUUAGUAAAAAUAUAGAAUAUAACAUAAGUUAGAAGAUUCAAAAAAUGUGAUUGCAGCUAUUUCAAACAAUUUCGAAUUAUUUGCUUGUACAAGAAAAUUCGCUACUCAUAUUUGGAAUAUUAAAGAACUUAAUUAAAUAUAGUAUAUAGGGGUUUUAGAAUAAGAUGAAUAAUAUGAAAUGUAAAUUUUGGAAUUUUCAAAUGAUUGUUCAUAUUUAAUAUCAUUUGCUUUAUAGUAAGUUUUUUUUAUAUGGGAUUUAAAAUAAAUGAAAUUAAUGAAGAAAUUUACCUAUGAGGAUGAUAUGUCUAGCCUAAUAUUUUCCUCUGAUGGAUAAGUUUUAAUAUCAACUUCUAAUACAAAUAUAGUUCUUUGGGAUAUGUCAAACUUUAAAGAGCCAAUCAUUAUUAGUUAAAUCGAAAAGUAUUGCAGAAUUAAAUUUUUAAUUGUAUCAAAAAAAUAAGGUCAUAUGAUUUUAUCUGGUGAAUCCAGAGAUUUUGUAAUUUGGGAAAUUUAGAGUGAUAAGAUAAUUUAAGGAUUCGAUAAAGAGUCCAGUUUUGCAAUUUUUAAUGAUGAGGGCGAUAAUUUUGCUACAUAUCACAAAGGAAUUGUAGAAAUUUGGAAAUUAUAAGAGAAUAUUUUUGUAAUAGAGCAUAAGCUAGAAAUUCUAAAUAAACUCAUAUUUUUUAGCUUAAACAGUGAUAAUGUCUAACUCUUAAAGAAUAACUAUAAAUUUAUUCUUAAAAAAUUAUUAACUUAAGAUCAUUAGUUUUGUCAAAAUCAAUAUUUAGAAAAUGAAGGUUUUUAAUUAAUUUUGACAGUUGAAAACGAAUAUAUAGAAAUUUAGAAGAUAGAAGGAUAAAGCUUCUAUUAUAUUUAAAAAUAAACAAUAAUAGAAGCUGUUUUCUCUUCAGAUUCCUCUAUUUUAUGUUUUGCAACUGAAAAAAAAUAAAUCAUUAUAAUGAAUAUUUCUAAAACAGAAAUUAUAAGUCAAAUUAAUAUUGAUACUAGUGAAAUUUGUCGUAUAUAAUUAUCUGAAGUGGAUGAUAUUUUAGCAGUAGCGCAUGGAAACAAAGACUAGACCAGGAUUGAUUUAUAUACAAUUAAGGAUCGAGAAAAUCCUUGCUAUCUUCAAUCCACUGAAUGUUUCGGUAUUCCUCACACAAUGUUAUUUAUGAAUAAUAAUUAAUAUCUUAUAAUAGGGGUCUAUUACAUAAUUUAACGCUUUGAUCUUGAUAAUUUUAAAUAACCAAAAUUAGUGGGUUUUUAAAAUGAACGGAAUGAAUUUAUUUAGCAUUUAGAUGGAUAGCAUCUAAUAUUUGUUAAUAAAGCAAAAGGAUAAUUUUGUUUUUUAAAUACACAUUCUAUCAAUUAUAUUUCUGGAAUUCGUUUUUUAAAAACAUUAUUUGAUUUCGGUUUUUUUUAAAAAAAUAACAAUCUAAUAUAGAUAUUUUCUCAAUUUGGUAAUGAUCUUUAUUUCACAGAAAUAAAUUCAAAUACUAAUUUAUACAAUGACAAAUUUUAUUUAUUAAAUUUAAACUGUUAUGUAACAAAUAUCCUAAAAACAAAUACAUAAGAUUUAUGGAUAAUUAGAGCAACACCAAUAGGAGAAGAACAAUUUAUAAUUUUUGAUUCAAAAAAGAAUGCUUUAAUAAAUAUAAUGUCAGAUAAAGAAUAUUUAUUUUUUAAUCAUUUUUAAAUGUCAGAAGAUGAUUAAUAUCUUGUGAGUGCUUAUAAUGAUUCUCAUAUUAAAGUUUGGGAUAUGAAAACUUAUAAGCUUCUCUUUAAAUAAAAGAUGAAUACAGAUUCUUUAGAUAGAGUUUUGAUAUCGAGUAAAGGCAUGUUGAUAAGUUGUUAUAUGAGCAAAUUAAAAGUUUGGAACUUUAAAGCAUUAAGGCAAUAAUAAUAAUAGAAUUUUCAAUUUGAUGGACAUAGUUACCCAAUAUAAAAUAUAUUAGUUUCACCAGAUGGUUUAGUAUUAGCUUCUGGAUCAUUUUUUGAAAUAAAAUUUUGGGAUUUAGAAGAACUCAGAUUGUUAAACACUGAAAUUGCUAGAGAUUUUAUGGAGAAUGCUGGAUUUGAUAAUACUGGUACAUAUUAUCCAAGUAGAUAUAUAAUAAAAUAAUGGGUAUAGGUAUUUAAAUUCAUGAGUAAAUUUAUUAUUGAAACAUUUACUCUCAAAGCAGAAGAACAAUGCAAUUACUUAUAUUUUACCUCUGAUUCUUAACAAAUAGUCUAAGUUUUUGAGAAAUAUAGCAUUUUCUGGAAUCUGAAAGAGGCAGAAAAGUUGAAUAAAUUGACAUCCUAUUUUUUAGAUGAAUAAUCUGUCAUAAAAUUAACUAUUUCGGAUAAUUGCAAAUAUGCCAUAGCUCAUAGUCCGUUCUAAAUAUUUGAAGUAGAUGCUGAAAAAAAAUUGAGGGAAAUAAAGACUAAGGACUGUUAAGAACGUAAAGUUCGGAGUUUUUGUUUAUCAUAUGGUUCAAAAAUGAUUGCAAUAUAAUCUGAUUAGGAAGAAAUUGUAUCUUAAGAAAUAUUUAUAUUUUCUCUUUUGUAAAUGGAAAUCAUCUAAACAAUUAAAUGCAAUGAUCAAAUUAGAUCAUUCUGUUUCUCUUUUAAUGAUGAGUUUUUGAUAUUAUUAUGUAGGAAAGAAUAUUUAGUUUUCAAAGUUGAUAACAUUCCAAUUAUUGAAAUAAAAAGAGUAGAGAUUGCUUCGGAUGAAGAAUUUACAAAUAUAUUUCCAUUCUAAGAGAAUUAAUUUAUCUUCUUCUAAAAAUAAUAUAUUCAAGUUUUUUAGAAUUUAGAAUUAUUAAACCAACUUCCGAUUAAAACAAUUAAAACUAUUGAUGCUUUUUGUACAAAAGAUAAAUUAUUCGCAGUUGCAUCAAAUAGUGAUCAUACUAUUGAUAUAUAUGAAUUAAAAAAUUCAACUAAAAUCGAAGAAUUUGCUAUUUUGUAUAACGUUGAAGUAAUUAAAAGUUAUCAUCAUCAAUGCAACUCAGCAAUUUAGUUUUCCAUAAAUUGUUAAUUCUUAAUAUCACUAGAAAGUUACAAUGAAGUUAAAUUAUGGGACAUCACAAAUAAAUAAUCAAUUCAGUUACGAUAUUUGCAAAAGAAUAUUUCUGUUAAUGCUUUCAAGAUUUUAUAAGAUAAAAAAAAAGGCCAAUAAGAUCAAGAAUGCAGAAUAGCAUUGGUUGGGAAUGAUAAUACAAUUCAUAUUCAAGAUUAUAAUUUUAAUCUUUUCCUUGCCACUUAGAAAGAAUUACCUCAAGUGAAUAACAAACAACAAUUUUAAAUAAGUUCACCUUAUGGAAAAUAUUAAUUAUAUUAUCUUAAUGAUCAUAAUACUAUUUUUAUUUAUGAUUAAUAGAGAUAAUUAAUAAAUUAAAAAAAUCUGAUUGAUGAAGAGAGUAUUGAUAAUAUUAAGUUUUUUGAUUCAUAGACUUUAGUUUGGAAAGAUUAAACUAAACUCAUUUUUUGGAAAUUUAUAAUAGAUGAAGAAUAAGAAUAAGAAUAUAAUUAUAAGGAAGAAACUUUGUAUUUAACUUGUUCCCCAAAUAAGUAGGUAUUUUUAGGUUUAUGUGGUAACAGGAAAAUAUUGGGAAUCUACAAUAGGUAGACUGGUUAACAGAUAUUAAAAUUAUAAACUUUUUAAUGUUCAAUAACUUAAGGUUGUUUUUCUCCUUGCGGUGAAAAAUUUAACAUAGGUUUUCAAGAUGGAUCCAUAUAAUUAUUUAAGUUUGAUUCAAACAAUAUAGAUAAUUGUAAGCCACCUAUUUGUUAUAAAGUAUUUGCAAAAAGUUCUCCAUUUCUCGCAAACAAUUGCCAAAUAAAUAGAUCUAAAUUUACAAGUACUGAAAGUGAAAAUCUAGAGUCAUUAUUUCUAGAAAAAGGAGCCAUAAAUAAAUGA
Molecule: messenger RNA, 5352 nt
Organism: Paramecium sonneborni
Lineage: Eukaryota; Ciliophora; Oligohymenophorea; Peniculida; Parameciidae
Source: the annotation of a GenBank genome assembly